Messenger RNA from Eublepharis macularius, 804 nucleotides. It is a transcript of the gene GSX1, whose product is annotated as GS homeobox 1. Gene Ontology annotation, molecular function: DNA-binding transcription factor activity, RNA polymerase II-specific; sequence-specific double-stranded DNA binding. Lineage: Eukaryota; Metazoa; Chordata; Lepidosauria; Squamata; Eublepharidae. Gene Ontology annotation, cellular component: nucleus. The transcript is spliced from 2 exons. Gene Ontology annotation, biological process: regulation of DNA-templated transcription. Bases 1 to 804 code for a protein of 267 amino acids. The record is from RefSeq and is a predicted model, not a curated record.
AUGCCGCGCUCCUUCCUGGUGGACUCGCUGGUGCUGCGCGAAGGCGGCGGCGAGAAGAAGGGCGGCUCGUCCCCGGGCAGCCCGCCGCCGCCGCCGCUCUUCCCCUACGCCGUGCACCCCUCGCACCCACUGCACGGCCUCUCGGCUGCCUCCGGGGGCGCCUGCCCGGCCGCGCCGGGGGCCGCGUCGGCUGCGCGCAAGGCCGGCCUGCUGUGCGUGUGCCCGCUGUGCAUGGCCGCCUCGCAGCUGCACCCGCCGCCGCCGCCCGCCCUGCCGCUCCUCAAGGCCUCCUUCCCGCCCUUCGGCUCCCAGUACUGCCCGUCGCCCCUGGCCGCCAGGCAGCCCGCCGGGGGCGCCGCGCCCGCCCAUCCGCCCGCCCUCUACCAGAGCGCUUACCCCCUGCCCGACCCCCGGCACUUCCACUGCAUCUCCGUCGACAGCACGUCGGGCCAGCUGCCCAGCAGCAAGCGGAUGCGCACGGCCUUCACCAGCACGCAGCUCCUGGAGCUGGAGCGCGAGUUUGCCGCCAACAUGUACCUGUCGCGGCUGCGGCGCAUCGAGAUCGCCACCUACCUGAACCUCUCCGAGAAGCAGGUGAAGAUCUGGUUCCAGAACCGGCGCGUCAAGCACAAGAAGGAGGGCAAGGGCGGCCCCCACCGCGCCGGCGGCUCGGCCCCGCACGGCUGCAAGUGCGCCUCCCUCUCGGCUGCGGCCAAGUGCCCCGACGACGACGAGGACGACGACUUGCCCAUGUCGCCCUCUUCGUCCGGCAAAGACGAGCGGGACCUGGCCGGCACCCCCUAG